AUGGAAGGGGAAUCUUACCACAAUGCUACUACCGUCAACGGCACCCCAGUGAAUCACCAGCCUUUGGAACGCCACAGGUUGUGGGAAGUCGUCACCAUCGCAGCUGUGACAGCCGUGGUGAGCCUGAUCACCAUCGUGGGCAACGUCUUAGUCAUGAUCUCUUUCAAAGUCAACAGCCAGCUGAAGACAGUUAACAACUAUUACCUGCUCAGCUUAGCCUGUGCAGAUCUCAUCAUUGGGAUCUUCUCCAUGAACCUCUACACUACCUACAUCCUCAUGGGACACUGGGCUCUCGGGAGUCUGGCUUGUGACCUUUGGCUUGCACUGGACUACGUGGCCAGCAAUGCUUCUGUCAUGAACCUUCUGGUGAUCAGUUUUGACCGAUACUUUUCUAUCACAAGACCCCUGACGUAUCGGGCCAAGCGUACCCCAAAGAGGGCUGGCAUCAUGAUUGGCUUGGCCUGGCUGAUCUCCUUCAUCCUCUGGGCCCCAGCGAUCCUCUGCUGGCAGUACUUGGUUGGGGAGCGGACGGUGCCACCAGAUGAGUGCCAGAUCCAGUUCCUCUCGGAGCCCACCAUCACUUUUGGCACUGCCAUCGCUGCAUUCUACAUCCCUGUUUCUGUGAUGACAAUCCUCUACUGCCGAAUCUACCGGGAAACAGAGAAGCGAACCAAGGACCUGGCCGACCUCCAGGGCUCUGACUGCGUGGCUGAAACUGAGAAGAGAAAGCCAGCUCACGAGGCUCUGCUCACGUCCUGCUUUAGCUGCCCCCAGCUCACACUGGCCCAGAGGGAAAGGAACCAAGCCUCCUGGCCAUCCUCCUGCAGGAGCACCUCCGUCACUGGGAAGCCAUCCCGAGCCACUGGCCCGAGCACUGAGUGGGGCAAAACAGAGCAGCUAACCACCUGUAGCAGCUACCCCUCCUCAGAAGAUGAGGACAAGCCCACCACUGACCCUGUCUUUCAAGUGGUCUACAAGAGUCAGGCCAAGGAAAGCCCAAGGGAAGAAUUCAGUGCUGAAGAGGCCAAGGAAACUUUUGUGAAUGCUCAAACUGAAAAAGAUGACUAUGACACCCCAAAAUACUUCCUGUCUCCAGCUGUUGCUCAUCGACCCAAGAGUCAGAAGUGCAUGGCCUAUAAGUUCCGACUGGUGGUGAAAGCUGAUGGGACCCAGGACACCAACAACGGCUGUCGCAAGGUGAAAAUCAUGCCCUGCUCCUUCCCGGUGUCCAAGGACCCUUCAACGAAAGGCCUUGAUCCCAACCUCAGCCAUCAGAUGACCAAACGAAAGAGGAUGGUCCUCGUCAAAGAGAGGAAAGCAGCCCAGACCCUGAGUGCAAUUCUCCUGGCUUUCAUCAUCACGUGGACCCCUUACAACAUCAUGGUCCUGGUUUCCACCUUCUGCGACAAGUGUGUCCCAGUCACCCUGUGGCACUUGGGCUACUGGCUGUGCUACGUCAAUAGCACUGUCAACCCCAUUUGCUAUGCCCUCUGCAACAGAACCUUCAGGAAGACCUUUAAGAUGCUGCUUCUCUGCCGAUGGAAAAAGAAAAAAGUGGAAGAGAAAUUGUACUGGCAGGGGAACAGCAAGCUCCCCUGA
Messenger RNA from Mesoplodon densirostris (Blainville's beaked whale), 1599 nucleotides. RefSeq names its product cholinergic receptor muscarinic 5 (gene CHRM5). The record is from RefSeq and is a predicted model, not a curated record. Gene Ontology annotation, biological process: chemical synaptic transmission; G protein-coupled receptor signaling pathway, coupled to cyclic nucleotide second messenger; adenylate cyclase-inhibiting G protein-coupled acetylcholine receptor signaling pathway. NCBI's taxonomy places the organism in Eukaryota, Metazoa, Chordata, Mammalia, Artiodactyla, Ziphiidae. The transcript has a single exon. Gene Ontology annotation, molecular function: G protein-coupled serotonin receptor activity; G protein-coupled acetylcholine receptor activity. Gene Ontology annotation, cellular component: dendrite; synapse; plasma membrane. The coding region runs from base 1 to 1599 and encodes 532 amino acids.